CUCCAGCCGACAUGCGAGUCGUUCAGCUCUUCAUACUGCUCCUUGCUCUUGCUGUCUUCGCUCUCGUCACUGUAUCCAUGGAUGCGCAUAUCCACAAAGAUAUAGACGGGCCAGGAGAAUCAAGCUUCGGAGAGCCUCCAAGAAGCCUCGAGGAAGAACUGAAGUCCCUACUUGACGAGGAAGCCGAAGUCAAAGCAUUUUGGGAAGAUGCUGUAGAAAGGGUUCGUCUGACGACGACAUUAUACAAAAAUGCUUCUCCCGUUGAGAACAAGUACACGAUAAAGCACGAAGAGGAUGUUCGAAAGAGAUAUGAGAAGGAGAUGAAAAGGCUCGCGAUCAGGAUCGCUGAAAUAGGAGAAGACAUCGAGAAAAAGCAAAAGCAGCACGAGAAUGUACUCGAUGACCUCGAGAAAGGAUUUACUGACAAACUAAACAUCAAGGAUAUUCGGCAAAGGAAACCUGAAAGAGCACUUGAUAACAUCGAGGAGAGAUUCGAAAGAAUCAAUCUAAAGAUCGAAGAUCAAGGCAAAGCUGGCAUAAGCCGUAAAAGGAAGAGAAAAGAUCACUAA
This is a messenger RNA of Acaromyces ingoldii, 569 nucleotides long. RefSeq lists its product as hypothetical. NCBI's taxonomy places the organism in Eukaryota, Fungi, Basidiomycota, Exobasidiomycetes, Exobasidiales, Cryptobasidiaceae. The record is from RefSeq and is a predicted model, not a curated record. The transcript has a single exon. The coding region runs from base 12 to 569 and encodes 185 amino acids.